CCAUGUUGGCAACUUUAUAAACACGGAGCGGAUUCAGUCGUUUGGUAACUGUUGCUCCUAUCAGUCGUUCUCUGUCGCUCUUGGAUUGCGUGGGCACAUCGGUCGUUCGGCAUUUUGGGUUCGGCAUUUCGGGAUUUGAUAUCGUUAUUCGGGUCGGAUUCGUAUAAACCUGCGUCCGUGUGCGUUAGCCGGCCAUUGAGCACUAUCGCUGCCACUGGCAUUUGGCCCACCGUGUGUGUUUACAAGUGUGGCAUAAUCUUCGAUUAGCGCAACCCAACCGAUCGGAUAUACCCCUUGAAAAUAACAAAUACUAGCGAGGAGUUAAAAAAGCAUCCAAACACACACUGCACACCCCAAAACACACACACACACACGUCACAUAAAAAAUAUAAACCAGAGCCCCAGCGGCCGUAAAGUGCCACCAAAACGUACUUGGCCGUAUAUUUUAUGCAUGAAAAGCUAAAGCAAGUGCAACCAAACGCCUGAGUGACACCAAGAAAAAAAUACACAUACAUAUAAGGAAACCCAAAAAAACAAAACCGGGAUUACCGCACACUCAUACGCUCACGCUCAGUAGAAAAAAUACGCGAAGCCAAAGGAAGUCAGCAGCAAAAUCAUGUCACGGAUCGUUUUUAUAUGUCUCGCAGCCAUCUUAACAGAUGCACUCACCUGGGCCCAGGUGAAUGUGGAACCCAACACAGCGCUCCUCAACGAAGGCGAUCGCACCGAGCUGCUCUGCCGCUACGGCAGAUCCAUCAACUACUGCCGCAUCGAGAUUCCCGGCGAGCAGAAGGUCCUCAACCUGUCGCCGGAGUGGAGCAAGACACCCGGAUUCACGUACUUCGGAGCGGGUCUCACGGCCGGACAGUGCGGCGUGAGCAUCGAGAGGGUCAAGGCCAGCAACAAUGGCCAGGUCAAGUGCAGUCUGGGCGUUGAGGGAGAGGAGCUGUCGGGCACCAUCGAUCUGGUUGUGGCACUGCGUCCCCAGCAGCCCAUCAUCGAGCUGCUGUCGCGGCCAAAUCGCGAGGGAUACUUCAACGAGGGCACUGAAUUCAGGGCCCGCUGCAGCGUUCGCGAUGGCCGUCCGCCGGCGAACAUCUCGUGGUACAUCGACAACAUGCCGGCCAACAAGCGCACCACUCCGCUGGAGGUCAUGUCCUCGACCAACGACAACGUGGAGCUAUCGACCUCCGUACAGGAAAUCCAGUGGCACCUGUCGCCCGAGGACAGCAACCGGAAACUGGUCUGCCGCUCCCACCACCAAACCGAUCGCGAGAGUGUGCCGCCCCAGGAAGCUGCCUACAUCAUCAACGUGCGCUAUGCACCCGUCCAUCAGCCAGAUGCCGCCGUGUAUGGACUCUACCUCGAGCACACUGCCAUCGUGAACAUAACCAUCCGCGCCAGUCCGCAGCCCAAGAUCGAGUGGACCAUCGAUGGAGCGAUUGUGGGGCAGGGACGCACCGAUGGACGCUACUCGGCGUAUGAGCCGCAGUAUCUGGGCAACGAUGAGUACAACGUGACACUGGCCAUUGCCGGACUGACCCUGGAAGAUACCACCAAAAUCUACAAUCUGAGGGCCAGCAAUGAACUGGGACUGACGGACUACCAGGUGCGAAUCAGUUCGUCGAGCAAACCGCCCAGCAGCAGCCUUGAUGUGGCCGCAAUCGUUGGCAUCGUGGUCGCCGUUGCCGUUUUGGUCCUGGUCGUUUUACUGAUUGUGUUUGCACGGGCUACUGGCCGAUGGUGUUUUGGCGGCAAAUCAAUCAAGACGCCCACAAACGAAACCAGCGACACCGAAAGCGCCGAUAUAAAAGCCACGUCAACAGCCACGGCCACAACCACCAUGGGCGGAGUGGGCGUGUCGGCCGAGGAGGAGGAAACCGUUAACGAACAGGAGAGCCCGCAGGAACAACAGCAGCAGCAGCAGAAGAAGGCCAAAAGAUUGCCCGCUUUUGCCGCGGCAAUUUUAAGGCGUUUCAAUGAAAAGGAUUCGCGGAAGUACAAGGAUAAUCAGGAGUCGUUGAAUAUUGUGGAAGGAAGCGUACAGGAGAUUCCAGCGACCAAUAAUGCCAUCGAUGGCAAUGACAAUGAACCAAAGCAAGACAAACAACUCGUCUAUGCUGAACUUGUACUAAAACCAGCCAAUGAGGCGACAACAGCAACAACACCAGCGCCAACAACAGCAGCAUCAGCAGCAACAACAACACCGGAGGGCUCUGGAGCCGGGGUCAAAAGUUCAACGGAAUACGCCGAAAUAGUCUAUGUGCAAAAGGGAGGCGAAGGAAAAAAAUAAUCUAGCCCAUCAAUAUAAAAAUCCCUGGGAGGCUGACACAGUAACAAAUAACAGAUGAAUGCACAAAAAUUAAGGAGCAGAAACGUAAAUAGAAACCCAGUGCAGCAUAAAAGUAAACUCUACGAUGAUAUUAAGAAUACAAAACAAAAAAAAGUGAACAAAAUGUCAAAAGUGGUUUUUCAAAAACUUCUUGAAUGUGUGUACUAAAAUCUAACGAAAUGUGAAACUAAGAACAUUAAAGCGUAAAAAUAAACUUAUACAGAAUAAACUUACUUCUCCGCACAGAAAUCUUGACACAAAACACAUCCUCUAAAUCAGAAACCCUCCUCCUCCCUCAGCCCACACAUUAAAUCAAAUUUACAACCAGAUAAACAUAAUAAGAACCUUAAAAAGCUAAAAGAAUAUUUGCAACAAAAAAACUAAAUAUAUAUAAAUAAAAUUUACAUAAACAUAGGCAAGAAAAAGAAACCAUUUGAAAUCUCAAUUAUUUACAUAAAUGUCUCGCAUUUAAGCUAAAUGUAAAUUUAAGACAAGAAGCAAGAAAAUUAUGAAAAUACGCGAAAUUUAAGUAAAACUAUUUAAACGACCUUUAAAUUAUUUUUACACAAACCUUUUUUACACAUCGCCGUUUUGACUAUGCAAAAUUAGGAACAGUAACAAUUUAGGCAGCCAGAAAAAGCAUUUAAACAAAUUAAGGAAACAAUUAAAAGGGGAAAGUAUUCACCGAAAUCUCUUGCAACUGAAAGUAUUCUAUCAUAAACAAUUUGGUUUGUCUUGUCUCUUAACGACGUCCAUCCAAUUUCCUUACAACUGGCAAUUAAUGUUAUUAUUUAACACUUUUUACACAAUUACGUAUUAAUUAAUUAUUGAAUAAGUUAAGUGCAUAAAUAAAUGUACUCUCAUGAUGAUGAUUGAUUUUUGUAAGUUAUAAUUUGUAUAAAGUUAAGCUGAACAAGAAACUUUUUGAAUAAAAUUCUUUACCGUA
Molecule: messenger RNA, 3278 nt
Organism: Drosophila simulans
Lineage: Eukaryota; Metazoa; Arthropoda; Insecta; Diptera; Drosophilidae
Gene: Fas3
Product: fasciclin-3
Exons: 7
Coding region: 617-2293 (558 amino acids)
Biological process (GO): homophilic cell-cell adhesion; heterophilic cell-cell adhesion
Cellular component (GO): adherens junction
Source: RefSeq, a predicted model, not a curated record